Labrus mixtus (cuckoo wrasse) is the source of this 2854-nucleotide messenger RNA. RefSeq names its product testis expressed 11 (gene tex11). The coding region runs from base 1 to 2730 and encodes 909 amino acids. Gene Ontology annotation, molecular function: protein binding. Lineage: Eukaryota; Metazoa; Chordata; Actinopteri; Labriformes; Labridae. The transcript has 29 exons. The record is from RefSeq and is a predicted model, not a curated record. Gene Ontology annotation, biological process: meiotic cell cycle.
AUGGAGCGGUUUGUUUCAGCUGUAAAAUGUCUUACAGAUAACCUACUGCAAACACAGUCUUCAGAUUAUCAAGAGGUGAUAGAGAAACUCUACUCUGAAGUCUAUGGUCUGGACGGUUUCCCCAAAAUACCAGAUCAACAACUUGAGGAGUGUGCUAUCCAGCUGUGGAACUGGGCUGUUACUAAAAAUGUUGGAACCACAAUAAGUAAAAAUCAGAAAGCCAAAGUGCGUCAUGUUGCAUGCAGUCUGCUAUACUGCUGUGACCCUGAGAAUCCAACAGAGGGCGUCAUCCGCAAGCAGAUCCUGAUGGCCAGCAAAACAGGGAGAACCUGGCUGGACUGCAAAAAUCCCCAGAUGGCAGAUAACUUCUUACAGCUUGCUGUCAAAGGCCUGGAAAUCCUCUAUGGCCAUCUUACUUCCAGAGGUGACGGAGCAACUGAUAUGGGAUCAUCAAAGGGGGAUGUAGAGAAGGAUCUGCUUCGAGUUCUUUCAUACCAGGCAGAGUCGGCCAUAAUUCAAGGGAACAACCAUGACGCUGUGGUAUACAUGGAGCGCUGUAAAGACAUGCUGCAGCGGCUACCAAAAGAUACUGCGUAUCUCUCCCUUAUGUGCUACAACUUUGGUGUUGACACUUACAAUCUGAAAAAGUUUGAGGACAGUGCAUUUUGGUUGAGCCAAAGCUAUGAUAUUGGGAAAAUGAAUGUGAAAUAUGCCCCUGGAUCUGAAGUCCAGGCCAAGGUUCUGAGGCUCCUAGGCACUGUUUAUUUAGAGUGGGACUGUCAGAGGUUUCAGGAGAAGGCUCUUAAUGCUGUCAGUUUAGCCAAUAAGGAAUCUGUGAGUGCAUCUGGGCUGUACUUAAAGAUCAAAAUACUCCUGAGAUGUGGGGUCUCAGAUGAUCAUAUCAGAGUGGGAUUACAAGAGAUGCUGGAAUCUAAGGUUCCUCUUGACGUGUGUCUGAGCACAGUGAAACUACUCAUGUCUGAAGACAGAGAAGUGCUGUCAUUUGAGUAUUUGAAACGUGUGUGUCAGCACUUUGAGUCGGCCCCUGACCUGGGAACUGCUCUUGUCUUGCACAUUGAGCUACUGCUGCAGAAAGGAAAGGAACUGUUGGGCAAACAGAAGAUCGAGGACAUUAUCACUGGCCACUACACAGGAAAACAGCUGACUCCACAGGCCCUCACAAGUCUGCAUGUCAUGCUGUGGGAUAAAGCAUCUAAACACUUUGAGGCCAAAAACUACUCAGAGGCUCUUCAGUGGUACAACUACUCCCUGGGUUUCUUUAAAGCUGGUCAAAUGGAGCCAAACUCAGCCAAACUGCAGAGGAACAGAGCUUCCUGUUUCCUCCAACUAAAGCAGCUGGAGAAGGCCAGAGAAGCAAUAAAAGAAGCAGAGAGAUGUGAUCCGGACAACAUUUUCACUCAGUUCAGUGUGUACAAGAUUGCAGUGCAGGAGAACAAUGUGGAGAAAGCUGCAGAGGCAGUGAAUGCAAUAGGACUUUUAUCCAGGUGUCCUGUUUCCACUGAGGACAGAUUGCUGGUAUCUGAGAGCGCUGCUUUCAAUCUCCUCAGCCUGGCUGCUCAGAUUGCUUUAGAGAACGAACAACAGGAAACUGCCAUGAAGGCACUGGAGAGCUUGUGUGACAACUCCAAAGAUGAGGCUCAGGUUCUGACUGCUCUCAGGUGUUUGGUGCGACUUGUGCUCUCAACAAUAGAAAAAUCGAAUGAUACGACAAGGACUGUUAAUCUGGAUGUUCUUCUGCCAUACUUAAAAAUGGCUUUGCAGAAAGUUUCAUGCCAGUCUUGCAUGACUGUUGGGCAACGUGCAGAAGAAGCUAACUGGUUCAGAAAGAUUGCUUGGAACUCAGCUUUGCAGUGUGAGAGCAGCCCUGACAGAAUGAGGGAUUUCUUUGUUCUCUCCUACCAGCUCUCACAGCUGUGCCCUGCUGAUCGAACACUGCUCAUGGGCCAGAAGACGUGUCUGCUCAUGGCUGCUGCUGCAUCUUUGGAGCUCUGCAGGAAGUCUCCUUACUCUGCCCAGACGGAGGAGCUCACUCAGGCUCUGGAGCACAUUCAGAUUUGCUGGGAGAUUUGGAAAACCCUUAAAGCAUCAGGAAACUUCCCCAUGGACCCAACAGACACACUGCUGCUGCUGUAUGAAUUUGAAGCUCGUGCUAAGCUAAAUGACCCCAAAGUGGAGACAGUUCUGGAGUCUGUCUUGGAGCUUGAAAAUGUUGAAACCAAGGUGCUUGAAACCAUUGCAGCUUUGGCUAUGGAGCCUCCAGCCCACUUCCCUCUGCUGUGUAAGAAGGCCUUGAGGGUUACUCUCUCUCUGCACAAGAAACAACCACUGGCUGACCUGGCUCGCUGCAGUAAGUGUGUUCACAGCCUGAUCAAGCUAUCCCUCCCAAGCGGUGUGUCUGAGGUGGAGGCCCAUGUGCUAGAGGAGGUGUGGGAAUACUACGAGGAGGCCCUGUCCAUCAUUGCAGCCGCACCGGAAGACUUCCCAGAGAUGGAGACCCUGUGGUUGUUGACGCGGGCGUGGAAUACAGGGAUACUGCUAUACAGCCUGGCUCAGUACCCCGAGGCUGAGAAGUGGUGUGGCCUCGCCAUGAGCUUUGUCCAAUACCUUGGAUCUCUGCAGGAGAGCUACGAAAAACAGAUGUCUGGUCUCUACAGUGAAAUCCUGGACAGGUUGGACAAAGCUAAGAAAAAGAUCAUCAUGGAGGAAUAACAGAAUAAGCUCUUGGCAGCCUGGUGUUAACUUCCUAUUCUGAGAGUGGACUGAAAAUACUCAGGCCCAUCCGUUUUUCCACAGGUAACUGUUGUUACUGUUGUGGUAAAAUGUUCAUUAAUGU